AUGAAUUCCUCGGUUUUUUCUCUCUCUCCUUACCUUUCAGUUUUUGUUAUUGUAUGGUUGCUCUUUAUUCAGAUUCCUUCAUCUGUAAGCAACAAUGGCCUGUUAACUGACUGUAGGAAUAAGUUUGUGUGUGGGAAUAUUUCUGCGGAUUUUCCUUUCUGGGGAACUGGCAGGCCACCUGCCUGUGGCAUUCCUGAAUUGGAGCUCAAGUGUGAGAAUGAUAUCACCAAGGUGAUUAUCGAUGAGGUUAGAUACCGUGUUUUGGACAUCAAUCCGGAUAGGCAAAUUCUCAGGAUUGCAAGAGAGGAUUACUUGGUUGGAUUUUGUCCACCUCAAUUUGCAAACAGCACGUUCAAUCCGAUGGUUUUUGAGACUGUUAAUGGUUACACAAAUCUUACAUUUAUUUAUGGUUGCAUGGCUGCUCCUGGGAAUAUACCUAUUCCUGGAGUAUUCACUUGCAAAAUAAAUCAGGUUAAUGAUCAAACUGGUUAUCUCGAAGUAGGAGCUACUGGUCCUGGGCGGCAAUGUUAUGGUAGUGUCUUUGUGCCAGUUUCUGUAUCAGAUUUCACAUCGUCAUUCGUGAAUAGGCCAGCUUUGGAACAAGACUUGAAAACAGGAUUCGAGGUAAGAUGGAAGGUCGAUAAGGCAGCAUGUGAGGAGUGCACCAAUUCUUCAGGAGUUUGUGGUAUUGAACCUGUUACAAAUCAAACAAUUUGUUACUGUCCAAAUAAAUCUACUGGAUCAAAAACAUGUCUUCCUGUUUUUUCACCCACUGCUUCUCCAGCUAUUCCAGGUAUGAACUCCAGUCAAUUCUUGAUGCUUCACCCAUCAUAG
Dovyalis caffra is the source of this 834-nucleotide messenger RNA. The record is from the annotation of a GenBank genome assembly. Lineage: Eukaryota; Viridiplantae; Streptophyta; Magnoliopsida; Malpighiales; Salicaceae.